GGGACGCCUGAUGUACGGUCUUUGAAAAGAAGGACUUUUGUACUUUUAGCAGUUUUUUAAUAACCAGUUUAAUUUCCUAUAUUCUAAAUGAUGGAAAUUUUAGUGCAAUUGACGAAAGACCUAGAUUUAAGUUCAUAUCUUGUGUAUAAUCUGUGAAAAUUUUCAUAAUAUUUGAUGUACUUGGUAUUCCAUAAUGCGACGCCUGAUGUACGGUCUUUGAAAAGAAGGAACUCAUUUUCAAUGGAACUCAAUACAUAUGUACUGUCUGGGAGGGGGAGAAAAGGAAAACUCAAAUGUGACAGGCAGGCAGCCUAUGCCCAUAUCGCGAGUGAAAGCAAAACAAUUUCGUUCUCGGGUUCAUUGCAAUUGCAAAUUUUGAUACGAAAAAUAGAAACAAAAGUUGUGAUUAUUAAUUAAUUUGUAUGCUAAUGGAUGUGUACGCCGUCUGUCGGAUGUGCAUAUCCGCAAAAUUGCGAUUGCGAUCAAUUUUUCUCGAAUACAACGAUAGCAACAUGAUGCAGAUCAUAACCGAUGUUCUCCGUUUGGAGAUAUCCGAAGACGAUGGACUGCCACCGAACGUAUGUAAACCGUGUGCUACAACUAUCCUCAAAAUGGGAGACACCAUCGAAGCCUUCCGGCAAAACGACCAGAAGUUGAGGGAACUUAUUCUUAAAGGUGAAACAAUCGUCAUAUGUGAGAAGAGUGAUGUUUGCGAUGGUAUUAAAGAAAGCGAGGUCGAGUUGGAUGUUGGGAACGUGGACAACGACGAACAGAUGAUAACAAUGGAACUAGCGACAGUCGACGUAGAUUGUUUGAUCAAAGACGAGCCCGAAGAUAUUAUCGAAACAGCAAAGGAAAUUCGUGAGCAAAUAGACGAUACAAACGACUCAAGUGAACUGCCAAUAGAGGAAGAAUACCUUGAAGAUGAUGAUGAUGAUGAUCAAUUUAUCCCUCAAAACACGGUGAUACCGAAGAAGCCGAAAAUAAUCAAAAAGAAACGAGCUCGUGAUCCUGAACGGAUGUCACGCAAUCAAUUGAAACAUCUUCCUGGAAGACCGAGGCUACACGAUCACAUCUGUUACAUUUGUAAUAGCGAACCUUUAGGAUCGGCCAAAAACCUGCUAGAUCAUCUAACCAUUCAGCACCAAGGUAUAUUUCCAUACACUUGUUCCGACUGCGUUAUGGAAACGAUCGUGCUUAAAAAUGCCCGUUCCUUGAAUAACCAUAAGAAGAUGCACGCUCAGCCUCUCAAGUGUUCGUACUGCGAUCGAAGAUACUGCGACAAUGCCGCCCGGGAGCUGCACGUGCAGUCGUACCACAUGGGCGAAGGAGCACCCUGUCCAUCUCCGUGCGACCUGUGUGGCAAAGUGUGCAAAUCUCAAACGGCACUCAAAAAUCACCUACGAGAGCAUAAGACUCAACUUAAGUGCCCUAGCUGCGACAAAAUGUUUCCAAAGCCAAGCAAACUGAAACUGCACAUCACCCGCGUACACGACCAAAGUGACCGACACGAAUGUGCCAUCUGUGGAGCCGUUAUCAAAUCACUUGAGGGGUACAAUAUCCAUUUGAAGCAACAUGGUGAGAAACUCUACGAAUGUGAGGUGUGUCAGACCAAAUUUCAUAGCAUUGCGAACUUGAUAUCGCACAGAAAAAUACACGAAAAGCACGAUAAUUACCGGAAGCCGAACGACUGGAAAGGUCAUUAUACGGUAAAGUUCGAUGAGAGCGGAAAACGCACUAACACGUGUAAAGUUUGCAACAAAUCCUUUACCAGUUCGGUGAGCGCCAUCGUCAGCCAUAUCAAGAAGCACUUCAAAACAAUUCAGUGUGAGUUGUGCGAGUUUAAGUGCUGUACCCAGCAGAGGUUGAAAGUACACAUGGUUGUUCAUACCAAGGAAAAAAACUUUGCUUGUGAGUUUUGCGGGAAGACCUACCCAACCCGUACUAAUUUACGGCGACAUUUAAAAAACACUCAUCUGCCGAAAGAAGUUGCUAGUGGGACAGUAGCGCUACCAUCGGCCCCGCUUAAUGGACCCGACAUCGUUGAAAUAAGCAUACAAUUGCCGGGGUAUUAAUUUGGGGUUUUGAGUGAUGGCAUUGAAAUUAUUAUUAAACGUAAAAUAAACGCUUCAAUUCGAGGAUAAAAUUAAAUUCUAUUUCCUUCAAAUUC
Uranotaenia lowii is the source of this 2170-nucleotide messenger RNA. Its product is annotated as zinc finger protein 226-like. Gene Ontology annotation, cellular component: nucleus. Gene Ontology annotation, molecular function: RNA polymerase II transcription regulatory region sequence-specific DNA binding; zinc ion binding; DNA-binding transcription factor activity, RNA polymerase II-specific. The transcript is spliced from 3 exons. Gene Ontology annotation, biological process: regulation of transcription by RNA polymerase II. The coding region runs from base 423 to 2075 and encodes 550 amino acids. The record is from RefSeq and is a predicted model, not a curated record. NCBI's taxonomy places the organism in Eukaryota, Metazoa, Arthropoda, Insecta, Diptera, Culicidae.